Molecule: messenger RNA, 2908 nt
Organism: Hyposmocoma kahamanoa
Lineage: Eukaryota; Metazoa; Arthropoda; Insecta; Lepidoptera; Cosmopterigidae
Exons: 14
Coding region: 384-2732 (782 amino acids)
Biological process (GO): negative regulation of centriole replication
Molecular function (GO): microtubule binding
Source: RefSeq, a predicted model, not a curated record
AGAGCAACAAGCUAACUAGUAAAGAAAAAUACAUGAAUUUGAAUGUCUUUAACGUGACAAGGAAUUAUAAUCGGUAACUAACGAACGACGCUAGAGCGUAGAAGCGACAAUUAAGUUUUUAUGUGCUUUUCUAAACUCUCGAGACGAAACGAAACUAUUUUUCGGAAUUCUUUAAUCAUUACUUUGUGCAACCGUGCGCAUUCUUUUUUCGAUUUGAUAUUUUUUUGUGACGUAUAUUGCGAUUUUUCUCGACAGUGUGACGUAUUUUAUUUUCGAAACGAGUUUUUUUUUUAAUAGUGUUGUAACAAAUUUUGUAUUGUACAAAAGUUUUUAUUCGAAUGAUAUAAGAAGUGAAAUGGUGUCGUGACUGUUUCUUUCUUGCGAUGGAAAGAAGUGUUUUGGCGGACACGAGACACGUUCACUGGGCUUCCGAACUGCACUCGGAAUACCGCAGCACUUACCGAUGGCACGAGUUCAAACAGCAACAGCAGCAGCAGGAUGGCGUGGUCAAGCAACCGGCCAAGACGCCGCCUUCUGCAUUGCCUCUGUCGAGAGGCAACAUGGAGCCAGCAAUGCCUCGCCGGAAGAAGUAUCCUGGUGUUGCGUACAAGAGCAACGAAUUCUUUGAUCCGGCGCCGGCCGAUGAUAUCCGGCCACAGACCACUUCCGGUUUCGAUCGGGCUAGGAGCGUGCAACGAAACGAGAAUGACCGCGCAGGGCGGCGAAGUAAGUCAGAAGGGCCUCGGCAGACGCGCUGGACCGAUACCGUCGAGCCGAAGGUAACCACAGCCCUAGGCGAGAUGAUGGCAACAAAAGAACCUGUGGUGGUCAGCACGGAGUACCGGAAUCAAUUUGCAUGGCCGAAGGAUGCAACGGACUCAGUUCCUAGGAAGAGCAUCUCCAUGGGUGCACUCAAGAAAGCCGCUGUUGCAGAAGGGUCAACGGAAGCCGAACCUCUGAUGAAUCAUCAUGAUGGUGACCACGACGAGGGUCAGAAACGCUACAUAGAAGACUAUCUCUGGAAUGGGCAGAAGCCUGGCGUCCAAAGAAAAUCGACGUUCCGUAGCGCGCUAUCGGCCUUCAUAUCCAACGGGGAGGAUCGUACCAAAGAUAAUAGGAAACGUUACAAAAGCGAGUACAAAAAGAAAUUUAGACCGUUCUCUCAAUACGUGUACGAGGCGUCUAAAGGGACAUUUACGAAAUGCAGGGGGAAAGGGAAGUCAAAUGAGGAGGCGAGCGAGAGGAUGCUGGGGUCGGGGGAGGGGGGAACUGAGGGGGAGGACAGCGCGAGUACGCUGCGUGCCGCCGGCCUGCAGCCGCUCGUGCGGCCCUCACAGCCGAACGACUCCUGGUACCGCGAGGUCCUGGACUUGCGCAAGCGCGCCGGCGAGUACAAGUACCGCGGCUGGGGCACGGAGCUAGCCCCGGAACACAUCACUCAGCUUUACAAUAAACAGAUCGAACUGUGGUACCAAGUGUCGAGACGAUCCUCGCUGUCCGCCCUAUCACUUGCUUCCACCAAUCACAAAGCUCUACCCCGGGAUGAGAAAGACGGGAAGGACUCCAAAAACCAAUCCCCAAAGAAGUUCCGGUCUUUCCGCUCUGCGCCCCAUCAGUCCAUUCAUGCGAAGCUUCAGGAGUCGAAGGAGCGUUCCCCGCAUAAGACAUCGCCGCAGAAGCAAAGGAAGAAGUUACAGGGGCAUAGUUUCGAUGAAAACGCUGCUCAGGACGGAGCUAAAACCGAUAGUGGUGCGUUCCGGUCACCACGGCGGCGGCCGCGUUCCGCUGACCCUGCGCCUGCGCAUACGCAGAACAAGCAUCUGCCCAACGGGCACGAGCCCCAUCCUCGCCCAGCCAAGCCUACAGGUUUGCCGUUGAAUAGAGGAGGUAGUAAUAGAGUUAGGUCAACAUCGCGAGGUGGACGGUCGCCGUCAGUGCCGAGCAAAAAUGUGACUACUGGGGCAAGUGGGACAUUGGUCAAUGGGACCCUUGGGGCUCCGGGACGGGGCCGCCGCAGUCGCAGCGUCUCAAAAGUGGGCAUAAAACUGGAUGAUGAAAUUCCAUCUCACCGCAGUGCGUCUGUGGCAAAAGACCACUUCUUCGACGACUCCCCAGUCGUGAAAUCUCCACCAGAACCGACCAGGGUCAAGUCCCCAGAACAGAUGAACAUGAGGUCCCCGGACCCAGUGAAUUGGACUGUUCCCCUGGACACUGGGAAAACAUUUACUGUAACCCAGAAUGUGAAAAGCGAUGAGAGCGUUAAGCGCCCUAGCUCUGAGUUUAAGGGUGGCUCAGUGGCAGAAGACCCGAAACCAGCAGAAAUCGCACCGAUCCACCAUCAACAAAUGUCUCCGAUUCGUUCGUUAAAGAAGAGCGAGUCGCCUACCAGCAGCAAACGUACUGAUAAAACGCCAACUACCCCAAUUAGCCUGACUCCCAUCGAUGAAACCAAGGCCCUAGAUAUGAAACAAGUCAAUGGCGUUAAUGGAGUCAACGGUGUGAACGGUGUUAACAGCAACCAGCUUACUCCCGAAACACCAUCCCAAGAAGCUGUAAAAGAGGAGGUCGUCAAGAAAUCCACAGAGGCAACUCAAGUUGCUCCAGGGGUGGUUGACACCACUGUCGUCAACGAAUCUCCAAGCUCUGGAGGUAUAACUGCCGCUGAAGUUCUUGACAAGGCCCGCACGAGGUUUGACAAGUUCUGGGGGAAGAAAGAAGAAGACAACGUUUAGGAGUUUCAAUAGUAAAUCUUUCCACUUGAAGUGUGAUUUUCAAAAUGACUGCUCGCUGUUUAUAUUAUAAUAAGUUGUUCCUCAAUCGCAAUUAAAUUGAUUAUUGACUAAUGCACUUUUAUAUAACUUUUUGUAAUAUAAAUUGCAAGCAAUAUUGAGCUUCGUUUACAUAAAUA